AUGGCAGCUCCGUUGGCAGAAGCUUCAGCAAACUCUCUGGACCCGAAUGCGUCGACUGGUGCACCACAAGAGGUUCCUAAAGACGGCACCGGCGUUGUCCAGCUUGAUCCCUGGCUGGCGCCAUUCCAGGACACUUUGAAGCGAAGAUAUGCGAAGGCUCAAGAUUGGAUUAAGACGAUCAACGAAACAGAAGGUGGCGUGGAGAAGUUCUCUCGUGGAGCCGAGAAGUUUGGACUUAUUGUCGGCAAAGACAAUGAGAUUACCUAUCGAGAAUGGGCUCCAGGAGCCACCGAGGCCUACCUGAUUGGAGACUUCAAUGGUUGGGACAGAGGAUCUCAUCCCAUGAAGCGGGAUGACUUUGGCGUUUGGGAAAUUGUGCUCCCAGCAGUCAAUGGGGAGCCAGCCAUUCCACACAAGUCGAAGCUCAAGGCAGGUUGCACGCUCAAAAAAUACACAGCAGCUAGCAAACUAACAACAUGGCAGAUCUCCAUGACCAAGCCGAGUGGAGAGCGAAUCGACCGACUACCAGCCUGGAUCAAGUAUGUCACUCAGGACCUCUCUGUGUCUCCUGCAUAUGACGCUCGAUUCUGGAACCCGCCAGCAGCCGAGAGGUACACUUUCAAGCAUGCCCGACCAAAGAAGCUUCUGAGCGCCAGAAUUUACGAAGCACAUGUUGGUAUCUCAUCACCCGAGACACGGGUGACCACAUUCAAGGAGUUUACUGCCAGUAUGCUGCCCAGAAUCAAGAAUUUGGGAUACAACGUCAUCCAACUCAUGGCUGUCAUGGAGCAUGCGUACUAUGCCAGCUUCGGCUACCAAAUCAACAACUUUUUUGCUGCCAGUAGCAGAUAUGGAACCCCCGAGGACCUCAAAGAGCUCAUCGAUACAGCCCAUAGUCUUGGUCUGGUAGUACUGCUUGAUGUGGUUCACAGCCAUGCCUCGAAGAAUGUACUCGACGGCCUCAAUGAGUUUGAUGGCACAGAUCAUCUUUACUUCCAUGAAGGUGCGAGAGGUCGGCAUGAGCUUUGGGACAGUAGGUUGUUCAACUACGGCCACCAUGAGGUCCUCAGAUUCCUGUUGAGCAAUUUGCGGUUCUGGAUGGACGAGUACAACUUUGACGGUUUCCGCUUCGAUGGUGUCACCAGUAUGCUUUACACCCACCAUGGUAUUGGAACGGGUUUCUCUGGUGGCUACCACGAGUACUUUGGUGCUGGAGUUGAUGAGGAAGCGGUGGUCUACCUGAUGAUUGCCAAUGAGAUGCUUCAUGAUCUAUACCCUGAGACGAUCACAAUUGCCGAGGACGUUUCUGGAAUGCCAGCAUUAUGCUUACCUCUGUCUCUUGGUGGUGUUGGGUUCGACUACCGACUCGCCAUGGCUGUCCCCGAUAUGUGGAUCAAGAUUCUCAAGGAGAAGACAGACGAAGAGUGGGAUAUGGCCAACAUCUGCUGGACUCUCACAAACCGCCGGCAUGGCGAGAAGACCAUUGCCUAUGCCGAGUCACAUGACCAGGCACUUGUCGGCGACAAGACCUUGAUGAUGCAUCUUUGUGAUGCGGAAAUGUACACCAACAUGUCUACUCUUUCGCCCUUGACGCCCGUCAUUGACCGCGGUAUGGCGCUGCACAAGAUGAUUAGACUUUUGACUCAUGGCCUUGGUGGUGAAGGCUACCUGAACUUUGAGGGCAAUGAGUUUGGACAUCCCGAGUGGCUGGAUUUCCCCAGAGAAGGGAACAACAACAGCUUUUGGUAUGCUCGAAGGCAGCUCAAUCUGACCGAGGACCACUUGCUUCGCUACAAGGACCUCAACAGCUUUGAUCGCGACAUGAAUCUUACCGAGGAGAGAUACGGCUGGCUACACGCCCCACAGGCAUAUAUCAGCCUCAAGAAUGAGAGCGACAAGGUCAUUAUCUUUGAGCGUGCCGGCGUCGUGUUCAUCUUCAACUUCCACCCUAGCAACUCCUACACCGACUAUCGAAUUGGCGUCGACCAGCCGGGUACGUACAAGGUUGUGCUCAACACCGACAGCAAGGAGUAUGGUGGUCACGGUCGUAUCGACGAGAACACCCGAUUUUUCACAACGGCAAUGGAAUGGAACGGACGCCAGAACUGGACGCAUGUUUAUAUUCCAUCCCGAUCAGCCAUCAUUCUUGCGCUCGAAUCUGCCUAA
Molecule: messenger RNA, 2166 nt
Organism: Pestalotiopsis fici W106-1
Lineage: Eukaryota; Fungi; Ascomycota; Sordariomycetes; Amphisphaeriales; Sporocadaceae
Product: 1,4-alpha-glucan-branching enzyme
Exons: 5
Coding region: 1-2166 (721 amino acids)
Biological process (GO): glycogen biosynthetic process
Cellular component (GO): cytoplasm
Molecular function (GO): cation binding; hydrolase activity, hydrolyzing O-glycosyl compounds; 1,4-alpha-glucan branching enzyme activity
Source: RefSeq, a predicted model, not a curated record